Messenger RNA from Hippocampus comes (tiger tail seahorse), 1733 nucleotides. It is a transcript of the gene slc35d3, whose product is annotated as solute carrier family 35 member D3. NCBI's taxonomy places the organism in Eukaryota, Metazoa, Chordata, Actinopteri, Syngnathiformes, Syngnathidae. The record is from RefSeq and is a predicted model, not a curated record. The transcript has 4 exons. Bases 15 to 1163 code for a protein of 382 amino acids.
UGCAGCGGCGGACGAUGGAGGCGGUGCGCGGGCGCGCGCCGGGCAUCGCGGUGGCGGUGGCCCACGGCGUGUUUUCGGGCAGCCUCAACAUCCUGCUCAAGUUCCUCAUCAGCGGCCGCCACUUCGGCUUCCUCACGCUGCUCCAGCUGUGCACGUGCAGCGCCGCCGCGCUGGGCCUGGAAACGCUGCGCCGGCUCGGCAGGGUCUCCGUGCCCCCCUUCGGCCUCGGCCUCUCCAAGGAGUUUGCGGCGGUGUGCGUCCUGUCGACGCUGCAGUCGACGCUGACGCUGUGGUCGCUGCGCGGCCUGAGCCUGCCCAUGUACGUGGUGUUCAAGCGCUGCCUGCCGCUCUUCACGCUCGCCAUCGGCGUCUGCGUCCUCAGGAACGGCGCCCCGUCCCCCGGCGUGCUCGCCGCCGUCGCCAUCACCACGGGGGGCGCCGCGCUGGCCGGUGCGGGAGACCUGAGCGGCGACCCGUUCGGUUACGCCACGGGCGUCCUGGCGGUCGUCGUCCACGCGUCCUACCUGGUCCUCAUCCAGAAGACCAGCGUGGAGAGCCAGCACGGACCCCUCACCGCGCAGUACGCCAUCGCCGUCAUGGCCACCCCGGUCCUGCUGGCGUGCGCCGUGAUCUCGUCGGACGCGGCGGCCGUGUGGUCGUACCCGGGCUGGAAGGACGCCGGCGUCGUGGCGCUCUUCCUGUCCAGCGUCGCCAUCGGCUGCGCCAUGAACUUCACCACCUACCACUGCACCUACCUCAACUCGGCCGUCACCACCAGCUUCGUGGGCGUGGUCAAGAGCGCGGUCACCAUCACCGUGGGCAUGCUGGCCUUUGACGACGUGGCGCCCAGCGCGCUCUUCGUGGCCGGCGUGGUGGUCAACACGGUGGGCUCCGUCACCUACUGCGCGGUCAAGUUCUUCGAGAUCAAGAAGAAGAGUUCCUACGAGCACCUGGAGGGCGGCGGCGGCGGCGGCGACCUCCGCGAAGCUCCCCCGGCGGGAGAGGCGGGCGUCGACCGCGAGGCGGGGGGCGUGGCCUCCCGCGCGACCACCGACAAGGAUGCGGCGGCGGGCGACUACCUGGGGGUCUGGCGCUCCGUCAGACAGCUGCGCUUGGCCAAGGGAGGCGGCCUCGUCGACAACAUGGAGCAACAGAGUCCCUGAGGGGCCGCCUCGUGGCGCCCGGUGGACUUUUCCCGCUUGUUCAAGACGUUUGGGCUUCAAUCCAAAAGGCCUCUUCGCUUCUCCCUCUUUGGAUGCCAGAACUCGGGUGGCGGCGCGUCACAUCAUGUCCUCCAAAGGUCUCCCCCUCAUCUCGCGCUCGACGAGCCCUUUUGCCCCAAAAUGGCCGACAGCGUGGCGAGAGGGACCCCGCGCGGGCAGGGGGGCGAGCGAAGAGGCCUCGGGGAUCAAAAGUGAAAAGUCUUGGGCGGACGGGAAUUGUCCACUUGCCCGGUUUCCCCCUUGGCCCUUCGCCAUCGCCCGCUUUGACCUCGCUCGCUCGCUCGCUCGCUCACAGCUCAAACGUUAAGGUGUUGCGUGUGCGCGCGCGCUGACGCCAUUUUCCCGCCCGUGUUCGUUUUCCUCACUGACGCCUUUAGCUUAGCUUAGCGUCUCAAGAGCUUUCACCUUGACGCUAACGGGGAGCGGCACCCCGACCCUGGCGGUCGCGCGCGUGGGCCGCCGUAGGAUUCCUGCUAGCGCCGGCUAAUGCGAACGGACGACAACGGGAGA